Molecule: messenger RNA, 3290 nt
Organism: Corythoichthys intestinalis (scribbled pipefish)
Lineage: Eukaryota; Metazoa; Chordata; Actinopteri; Syngnathiformes; Syngnathidae
Gene: acsf3
Product: acyl-CoA synthetase family member 3
Exons: 11
Coding region: 231-1991 (586 amino acids)
Biological process (GO): fatty acid metabolic process
Molecular function (GO): medium-chain fatty acid-CoA ligase activity
Source: RefSeq, a predicted model, not a curated record
CAUGCCGGCACCAUAAUUGAUUACACCGUCCUUCUCAGUGAAAGAGCACCGGCUUCUAAGAUGAAGAGAAGAUUUGUUCAUCACUGGCCCAUCAAGAAGUUGUCCACAAAACUGGAUUGCUAAUUCCUUGUCAAUCAAGUGUCAUCCUGAUGUUCACAUAUUCAAACAAGAGAAGAUGCCAUUAAUUUUGACAUUAAAAGUCUGGAUAGUCUGAGCAAAUUGGAUAAAUCAUGUUGUCAAGCUUUGUCGGCAUACGACACUCUCUGAAAUGGAAGUGCUGCUGGAGAUCCUGUGGUAGUAUUAACUAUUGUUCUUCCAAUCGAAAGUGGUUUUUCAUAAAUGUAGUCCAGAGGAAAGCUCAUACACGGACAAGAGCACCAUCAUCAAGGAUAAACCAGAAGCCGGUGUUUGCUCGAGCUCCAGCGUUUGGAGACAAAACAGCCGUGAUAGACAGUAGUUGCAGCCACAGCUACAAGCAGUUGUAUGCGAACAGCUUGGGCCUUGCAAGGAGAAUCAAUGACGCACUACACUCUGACUUUGGAAGGCUGGAAGGCAAACCAAUAUCCUUCCUGUGUGCUAAUGAUGCUUCCUAUACAGUAGCCCAGUGGGCUACUUGGAUGAGUGGAGGGACGGCGGUUCCACUAUACAAAAAACACCCACUAUCAGAACUGGAGUACAUAAUCACAGACUCCCAGAGUGCGCUGCUGGUAGCGGGGCAUCCUUAUGCUGAAACCCUGGAGCCACUGGCACAGAGACUGGGUCUGCCUUGUCUGACACUUCCUCUUACUUCAAAACUCAGCACUUUAAACAACAGCGACAGCCAAGACAUGGAGGAGGCCAGUACAGAAUGGGGUUCUCGACCAGCCAUGAUAAUUUACACUAGUGGUACUACAGGGAGGCCCAAAGGUGUUCUUCAUACGCACAGCAGCAUCCAAGCCAUGGUCCAGUGUCUGGUCUCUGAGUGGGCGUGGUCUCAAGAUGACGUCAUUCUCCAUACACUGCCCCUCCACCAUGUGCACGGCAUUGUAAACAAGCUGCUGUGUCCUCUCUGGGUCGGCGCUACUUGUGUCAUGCUGCCAGAUUUCAAUCCUCGAAAGGUAUGGGAGAUGCUGCUUAGCUCCAAAGCACCAAUGGUUAAUGUUUUCAUGGCUGUUCCAACCAUCUACUCCAAACUCAUCCACUAUUAUGAUCAGCACUUUACUCAGCCCCAUGUCAAGGACUUUGUCAAAGCAGUGUGCAAAGAGAGGAUCAGACUCAUGGUCUCUGGUUCUGCCGCUCUCCCGCUGCCCACUCUGCAGCGCUGGGAGGAAAUCACAGGGCACAUACUGCUGGAACGCUAUGGGAUGACUGAGAUCGGCAUGGCACUGUCCAAUCGUCUGAAAGGCCCACGCCCACCAGGGGCUGUAGGGUUGCCACUGCCUGGUGUGGAAGUGCGGAUUGUCAUGAAUAACACAACAAACACCGUAAUGGUAGAAGGAAACCACACGGAGAGUAAGGUACGACCAGGUCUGGAAGGGAAGGAAGGGGAACUCCUAGUUCGAGGUCCGUCUGUGUUUAAGGAGUACUGGAAUAAAAAGCAAGAAACCACAGACUCUUUUACGGAUGACGGCUGGUUUAAAACGGGAGACACAGCAGUAUUUAAAGAAGGUGCUUAUUGGAUCAUGGGCCGCACAAAAGUUGACAUAAUCAAGAGUGGUGGCUAUAAGAUCAGCGCCCUCGAAGUGGAGCGCCACUUGCUGUCUCAUCCAGACAUCAUAGACAUCGCUGUGAUUGGGGCACCAGACGAUACGUGGGGACAAAAGGUCACCGCAGUGGUUCAGCUCAAGGAGGGUCAGAGUUUGACCCUACCGGAUUUAAAGAAAUGGGCAAGAGAGCACAUGGCGCCCUACUCCAUCCCCACAGGCCUGCUUCUGGUGGACGAGAUACCGAGGAACCAAAUGGGCAAGCUGGGUGACACAGGUGCGACGAGACCCUGGAGGCAGAUUCUUUAGCACCGCAGCUGGAUGCCCAACACUUCAUCUCAAAUCUUGCACUGCAGGCUCUUCUCGUCUCUCAUCCUUUCUCAUCGCAAUUUCCCCAACACUUGGCCUCCUCCGUCUUCAUCAGUUCUCAUCACACAUUGCAGCGGGACCAACUUGAUUGAGAUGCCUUUUUGAGUGAGCCCUUGUGUGCAAAGGCACGAAAGAAAAGACACAGGAGGUGUUACGUGAAGGCUGGACAAUCAAAAAUAUUGGAAGGAGGGGAAUGAAUGAGAAUCCAGUCAAGAUAAACAAACCUAAUGAACAGCCAAAGAAUUCCUGGAUGGAAAGACAAACAAGUGCAAGCAUCACAUGGAACAAGCUGCUGUCUACAUACACACACACAGACUGGUCUGCCCACAGCCACCAGAGACCUGAUUAAGAGAGCAGAGCUAUCGAUCUGUGGGCUGGCAGACUAGGAUGGAUGAGCAAGCAGAAGCACCAGAGGACAGCGUGGGUGCCCCCAAAUCCCACCCCACUGCACCACCCAACCACCCACGCUGCAAAUGGAAGUGGGCCAAGGCCACGAGUGCUAAGGCAUUGUCUUUCACGCUCACCCGGCAGCACUGGGUUCAGACUCUAAAUGUAUAGUGUGCAGUAAUAACUGAGCUAUAGUCGUGUGUGUUUGAGGGCAGUUUGCUUAGGUACUGUAUGCUCAGGACGUGUUACUGUGCUCACAUGGAGGAGGGGAGCCUGUUUAUUCCCAUGACUGAAGUUUGAUCAAGUACUCGUGCCCUUGAACUACACUCCACCUCUCUCUCACACACACAUUUCUUCCAGUGUUUCCUGGUGCAUGGUGAAAGGGGUUGUCUGCAGAUGGUUGCUUAUUGGACCCCAGGGUCCAAGGGGAUGGCUUAUGGGGGACACUAGUAAGCUUGUUUAUGUGUGACACACACAGUUUGGUCACGUGUGAGUGGCGUUCUACAUAAAUAGCUCACUUUGGGCUGCUUUGGUGCCCCUUUGUCAAUAUUCUGAAUUUUACAGCAGUGUGCCUGUGUGAUGAUUUUUAUGAGGGACACAUUAGAUCUUAACAGGAACCAGCUGGCUUCACAAAUGCACCAAAAAUGGAAACAGCACUACAUUUACAAAUGAGAUUUUCAUAUUUACUGUGUUUAAAUGACGCUUCAUUCAAACUGUGGGUAGACAUAUUAGUUGUGGCCGUUUUGCCAAGUCAUAUCAGUUUAUAACCUAAUCUAUUGAUUUUCAAACAUCGGCACAUUCAUCACGUUCACAUUUCAACACCUGUGACAGUAAUGAAACAAGCGAAACAGA